CGAGUCUGACAACUGACCGCGAACAUGUCGGCCCCUUGUCUUCUCCUGGUCGUGCUCGUCGCAGCCAUCGCCGUCGAUUCUUAUCCAGUUGUAUACGGAGGAAAAUCGUACGGAUAUGGUGGCUAUGGAAGCUGGCCCUGGUAUGGCUGGUAUAGCGGGUACGGUGGGGACGGCGGGUACGGUGGAAAAGGCGGAUACGGUGGAUACGGUGGAUAUGGAAAGGGUGGAUACGGUGGAUACGGAAAGGGUGGAUACGGUGGAUACGGAUACGGUGGAUACGGUGGAUACGGAAAAGGUGGAUACGGUGGAUACGGAAAGGGUGGAUACGGUGGAUACGGUGGAUACGGAGGCUAUGGAGGCGGGUACGGUGGCGGCUACGGUGACGGCUACGGUGGCUGGUAUGGACACGGUGGACACGGUGGAUACGGUGGAUACGGACACGGUGGCUAUGGAGGGUCAUAUGGAUCCGAUCACUACGAUAGCUCCGAUUAUUAAUCGGCGUCUGGAUAUGAUAACGGCGGUGGCCAUG
This is a messenger RNA of Leucoraja erinaceus (little skate), 529 nucleotides long. Its product is annotated as keratin-associated protein 19-2-like. Bases 25 to 495 code for a protein of 156 amino acids. NCBI's taxonomy places the organism in Eukaryota, Metazoa, Chordata, Chondrichthyes, Rajiformes, Rajidae. The transcript has 7 exons. The record is from RefSeq and is a predicted model, not a curated record.